CAGCCAGCUAUAUUCCAUCAAACAACAGUAAGUACCGGUACAACUGUAAAAUCUCUUUCAUUACAUCAGAGGGUGGCUGUCCAUUGUAGUAUGAAGAGGAGAAGAGAAAAAAAGACUCUAUAGUGACAAGUUACUUCCUUGCUAGGAAGAGGGUUGGUUCUAAGUGCAGCUAACCAGAGGUUCUGUCGCCACCAAAACCAGACUCCAGGAAUCCUGUUUGGUUGAGAUGGCUAACAUCACCCCAAGAUUUUAUGGUCCACU
This is a messenger RNA of Linum tenue, 261 nucleotides long. The record is from the annotation of a GenBank genome assembly. Lineage: Eukaryota; Viridiplantae; Streptophyta; Magnoliopsida; Malpighiales; Linaceae.